Linum trigynum is the source of this 342-nucleotide messenger RNA. NCBI's taxonomy places the organism in Eukaryota, Viridiplantae, Streptophyta, Magnoliopsida, Malpighiales, Linaceae. The record is from the annotation of a GenBank genome assembly.
AUGACCGAAGUCAAUCGGGAACUCAAAGGCGAGACGACGGUGGGUUCUUGGGUUCUUUCGCCGAGGUCACCAGCCGUGCUAGGAUCAAUGACGGAUUCCGCCAAGUCGCCGAUUGAGAAGAAAGUCCGGCCCGGCCUCGCUCGUAGUCACCAGGAGGUCUGCUCAUCGGCGGGGUUGGAAGCGAAGAGGGAGACUUGCGGCGGCGACAUCGAUUUCCAUCGUCCGAACCCUAGGUCGCCCCCUGUGAUCCACGUUGUGCACCAAAGCCCAGUACCCUUGGGCCGCACUUCUGAUCGGGCCAUCAGUCCGAGUGGGUUAAUUGGUGCGGGGGUGUGGGCUUGA